Molecule: messenger RNA, 2344 nt
Organism: Paramuricea clavata
Lineage: Eukaryota; Metazoa; Cnidaria; Anthozoa; Malacalcyonacea; Plexauridae
Source: the annotation of a GenBank genome assembly
GUCGUUCCUAUGACAACAAAACCUGAAAUGGCAGCCACAAGUACCGACCAGGCAAAAAUGCCCGCCACCAGUACCGUUCAAGAAAUCAUGCCCGCCACAAGUGCUGUCCAAGAAAAAACGGCCGCCACCAGUACUGUCCAAGAAAAAUUGCCCGCGACAAGUACUGUCCAAGAAAAAAUGGUCGCUACCAGUACCGUCCAAGAAAAAAUGCCCACCGCAACUACCGUCCAAGAAAAAAUGGCCUCUACAAGUACCGUCCAAGAAAAAAUGCCCGCCACCAGUACUGUCCAAGAAAAAUUGCCCGCGACAAGUACUGUCCAAGAAAAAAUGGUCGCUACCAGUACGGACCAACCAAAAAUGCCCACCGCAAGUACUGUCCAAGAAAAAAUGGCCUCUACAAGUACCGUCCAAGAAAAAAUGCCCGCCACCAGUACUGUCCAAGCAGAAAUGACUUCCAAGCUGAUUGCACCAAGUGGAAGCACGAACACAAUUGGUACUACACAAGCUUCGAGUUCAGUUGAAUUUGUCGAUACACGGCCCCCUUGCCGCAGUGCAUCAGGACGCGUGUUCAGUUUGGGUGAUUUUGUCCUUGUAGCGAUUGGAUUGUUGUGCGGAAUGUUUUAACAUCCCCCGAGUGUGUCAGUAUGAAGAUUACUUCAUUUAACUUAAUUUUGCUUGUUAAAGUAGCGCUCUGCAGUUUAUAUAUCAAGAUGAACUGCAGUUUCCAUAAAACAUCGAAACGUCAAAAUUUUACUUGUAUUUUUCAAGUGGUGGAAUUAUCCUUUCUCACGAUGACGAAUAUCCGCCAUUUUUGGGUGGCAUCUAAUUCUCGUUAACCAAUGCAGACAAUUAAAACAAUGUGAAAAGCAAUUUUUCAAGAUAAACUAACCAUUUACAAAGCAAGUUUACCAUCAUUCGUCCAAAAAAUUAUAAAAAGUCGCUGUUAUGUGGACUUAUCUCGCAGACUGCGGCUGAAAAGCCACUCAAAAAUGGCGGCGCGAGAAAGGCUAAUUCCUCUCGAUCGAGAGCUUUGGGUGUAGCGUGCUAUCCCAAAUUCAAUUAUGCUUUCAAUUAUUAAUUGGUGCUCUGUUGUUGUUUACAAAAUAUCUGGAUACUACUAAGAAAUCAGUUGGUUCAGCGCAUAAAACAGAAAUGUAUAUGCGCUAUAGAAAUGUUAUUAUUAUUAUUUUUAAAACAUAUUCAAUUUACAUAAUCAUCGCACAAGUUUCAUUUUCAGUUUUGUCAGUAGUUUGAAACAAUACUCCAAGUUUCAUAACACGGUUGUCGGAGCCUCAUUUUGUAGCAGCUGGCAAAGCCAUAAACACACAAGGCAACAAAUUCACAAGUAAGCCUAUAGAUCUUAAAACGCGGAAAUAAGUAGGGCUAUAUCGGCUAUAUCUUACAAUUCAAUAGCUUUAUACAGAAAAUAUAUAGUGCUAAUUAUAGUGGGGUUAUUCGGUUUAGUCUUCAUUAGCAGUAUCGUUUCCCAGCCGUGUUUAAGUAGAAUUAAUAUUCUGCUUGCCCGGCUCAUACUCGUAUAAAGAUCAAAUAACGCUAAAUAUAUUUACAAUGUACAUUUGUACAAACAUUAAGGGCUAGGCCUAGGAACCUUUAUGAAACCCUAUCAGGCUUUUAUUCAAAGGCCCCCAGUUUAACAAUAUUAUAAAGAAUGAUUAAAGUUUGUCCAAUCUUGUCAAAGACAAAGUAAGGGUAUUUACAAAUAUAGUGAUUCGAAUAUAAAAAUACACAAUUUACAAGUGUUUAUUAUGUGAGAUUACAAAUGAAAGCUUAUUAGGUAUAUUCCAAGAAAAGGAUUUUCAACUUCUUCUUAAAAGUAGACUAUAUAUACUGCUAAUGAAGACUAAACCGAACAACCUCACUAAUAUUAGCACUAUAUAUAUCUCCUGUAGAAAGUUAUUGAAUUGUGAGAUACAGCCCUACUUAUUUCAUAUGCUUAUAAAUUCUUCUAUAGAAGCUAGGCUAUUAUUUGAAAUGCUUCAGUAUAGAUUCUUGUAUACGUAGAAGCCAGACUAUAUAGAGCGUUUACAUGCACUCAUUCCCCUGCAGGGACAAACUGAACAAAAAAACUUUUGAAAUAGUAAUCAUCAUGUGGACAGUUUAUGUUCGUUAUAUAUUGAAAUAUAAUAAAACCUUUAGAGAUUUUAAAUGUUCGUCUAAACCACAGACUUUCAUUUUCUACCGGCUGCUACUAAUUAACUUCCCGACCGGAAAGGCUUUCGCUGGAAAACAUCGAAAUUUUGCUUAAUAUAUUUUUCAGGUAAUUAAAUCUCAUAUCAUGCGCGCCAGCAGUAGAAAGCAUGUUCGUCUAUACAAGGCCCGUUUU